UCUCUGCUGCCCGCAGCCCUGUUCGUCUUCUGCACUAAGAGCCGCCGUGCGGAGCGCUACUGGCAGAAGACUCUGCUGCAGAUGGAGGAGAUGGAAUCUCAGAUCCGAGAGGAAAUCCGGAAAGGCUUUGCCGAGCUGCAGACGGACAUGACUGAUCUGACCAAGGAGCUGAACCGCAGCCAGGGCAUCCCCUUCCUGGAGUAUAAGCACUUUGUGACCCGCACCUUCUUCCCUAAGACCCUCAACGCCCAGGGCAGCUCCACAGUGCAGGAGACCCACCCACUGCUGGGAGAGUGGAAGAUCCCGGAGAGCUGCCGGCCCAACAUGGAAGAGGGGAUCAGCCUGUUCUCCUCGUUGCUCAACAACAAGCACUUCCUCAUUGUCUUCGUGCAUGCGCUGGAGCAGCAGAAAGACUUUGCAGUGCGUGACAGGUGCAGCCUGGCCUCCCUGCUGACCAUCGCGCUCCACGGCAAGCUGGAGUACUACACGGGCAUCAUGAAGGAGCUGCUGGUGGACCUCAUCGACGCCUCGGCCGCCAAGAACCCAAAGCUCAUGCUGCGGCGCACGGAGUCCGUGGUUGAGAAGAUGCUCACCAACUGGAUGUCCAUCUGCAUGUACAGCUGUCUGCGGGAAACAGUUGGGGAGCCAUUCUUCCUGCUCCUGUGUGCCAUCAAGCAGCAGAUCAACAAGGGCUCCAUUGAUGCCAUCACAGGCAAGGCCCGCUACACGCUCAACGAGGAGUGGCUACUGCGGGAGAACAUUGAGGCCAAGCCCCGGAACCUGAAUGUGUCCUUCCAGGGCUGCGGCAUGGACUCGCUGAGUGUGCGGGCCAUGGAUACGGACACGCUGACACAGGUGAAAGAGAAGAUUCUGGAAGCCUUCUGCAAGAAUGUGCCCUACUCUCAGUGGCCACGUGCGGAGGACGUUGACCUCGAGUGGUUCGCCUCAAGCACGCAGAGCUAUAUCCUCCGGGACCUGGAUGACACCUCAGUGGUGGAAGAUGGCCGCAAGAAGCUCAACACACUGGCCCACUACAAGAUCCCUGAAGGUGCCUCCCUGGCCAUGAGCCUCACAGACAAGAAGGACAACACACUGGGCCGAGUGAAAGACUUGGACACAGAGAAGUAUUUCCAUCUGGUGUUGCCCACGGACGAGCUGGCAGAGCCCAAGAAGUCCCACCGGCAGAGCCACCGCAAGAAGGUGCUACCGGAGAUCUACCUGACUCGCCUCCUGUCCACCAAGGGCACGCUGCAGAAGUUUCUGGAUGACCUGUUCAAGGCCAUCCUGAGCAUCCGUGAGGACAAACCCCCACUGGCUGUCAAGUACUUCUUUGACUUCCUGGAGGAGCAGGCUGAGAAGAGGGGGAUCUCCGAUCCUGACACUCUGCACAUCUGGAAGACCAACAGCCUUCCUCUCCGGUUCUGGGUGAACAUCCUGAAAAACCCCCAGUUUGUCUUCGACAUCGACAAGACGGACCACAUCGACGCCUGCCUCUCUGUCAUUGCUCAGGCUUUCAUUGAUGCCUGCUCCAUCUCGGACCUGCAGCUGGGCAAGGAUUCGCCGACCAACAAGCUCCUGUACGCCAAGGAGAUCCCCGAGUACCGGAAGAUCGUGCAGCGCUACUACAAACAGAUCCACGACCUGACGCCGCUCAGCGAGCAGGAGAUGAACGCGCACCUGGCCGAGGAGUCGCGGAAAUACCAGAACGAGUUCAACACCAACGUGGCCAUGGCUGAGAUUUAUAAAUACGCCAAGAGGUAUCGCACACAGAUCAUGACCGCGCUGGAGGCGAACCCCACUGCCCGGAGGACCCAGCUGCAACACAAGUUCGAGCAGGUGGUGGCUCUGAUGGAGGACAACAUCUAUGAGUGCUACAGCGAGGCCUGAGCCUGGGGGAGACGCACCGCCCUUGACUUCACUUUGUGCCCCGUGCCUCGGACUCCAGCUGGGAAAGGACUGAGCAGGGUCGGCUUCGGGGGCGGUGGGGGGGGGAAUGGAGGGGCUUCUCUGAGCCAGGCAGAGGAGCCCCCAGUCCCGGGCCCCUCGGGCCCCUCUGUCCCCUCCCACCUGUCCCCCAGAUCUGAUCUCUGGACCGGGGACUUGGAAGCCACAGCCAGCCCCUGGUAAGGCUCCCGCCACCCCCCGAGCGCAGCCUGGACGGAGCCCCCGGCUCUGCCGCCGCCACUGCUGCUGAGAGGCCUGCCCCCCAGGGCCCAGCGCCCUCCGGCAGAGACGAGCCCCCGGCCCACGGGCCGCAGCCAGAAACACUACCUCAUCCAAUGUGGCGGAGGGGAGGCCUCCUUGAACCAGCCCUCGAGUGAUUUCUGCUUCAUCCACCAAAAUGUUCUCUCUGGCUUCGGUCACCCAGAGAGGACCGUGGUGACACACGGUUUCGAGCGGCUGCCGGUGGAGCGGGCGGCGCCCACUGCCCGUGGGCAGGCUCUGUGUGCUCUCCCACAAGCCGGGGCUGGGCAGAGGACCAGGGCCCAGGUGCUGAGCGCUGCUGGGCUGGAGGGAGGGGACAGGGGCUAAGUCGUACCAAGGCUGUAGCUGGGCUACUUGAUCUUGCUGGAAGUGUUUCUAAAGAUAGCACCACUUUUUUUUUUUUUUAAAAAAGCUUUUAUAUAUUAAAAAACUUAUCACGCGCCAACUGUGAAUAGCUGCCGCUUGUGCAGAGGACCCGGGGAGGGGUCCCCAGGGGCUCCCACCACAACACUGGAAAGGACUGUUCCAGAGGACAGGCAGACCUGGCAGAGACACCCCCCCCCCCCCAAACCCAAGGCCCUGAAAAAAUCACCCAUUCUGUUCCUGUCAGAAGCCACCCUCCGUGGCUGAGCCGGCUCCCCCCGCAGCAGACCCAGCCAGCACUGGGACUGGCUCCGAGCCCACGGGGGCUGGGCUGGAGGGGGUGGCUGGGAAGCUCUGGAACCUUCUUUGUAAUAAAAGCCUGAUGGGAAAAGCUGCUGUGGGCUCCAGCCUUUAUCCUGAGAUGGCCAAGGAGGGAAACGUGUGCUCGUAGUAGAAAGGAGAGGGGCAGCUGGGUGUAGAGCCCCGCCUCGGCCAUGCUCCUGCAUGCGGUUUGGGCAGAUACCGGACUUAGCCCCGGGGAGGCAGCGGCACGGUUCAGUGGGACCAGGUCUGCUUGCCUGGGCUUAGAGGGCGCCCAUGGGACCUCCAGGAAGAUGUCAUCGUGGCUAUGUGCCCCCUACCCCUAGGUAGGCCCUGCUCCUAUUACCUUUAUAACAGGCCUGUGAGGAAUGGAACAUUAUGCCCAUUUUACAGAUGUAGAAAUGGGCCCUCAGCACAGUGGAAGAAUCCCCACAGGUCAUUGCUGCUGCCUGGCUCUAAGUGGAGACCCAAACCAGGUUGCGGGGGCCCCUCAUUCCUCCAUUUUGUGCUUCCUCCAUGCAGUCUCCACAGUGGCACCCAAAGGUGUGGGGAGGUCAAGGUGACAGCCCUGGAAGAGAACUGAUGUUUACACAUGCCCCCUGAAUUUCUCAUCAGUCUUGAAAACCCCAUUUUUUCAUGUGAGGAAAUACGCAGUUUCCCCAAGGCCAGUGUAACCCUGGACUGUUCCCAGCUGGGCAGUCCACUCCUCAGGAUGGUUAACCUUAGUUGGGGUCUUACCAUAGAACCCCCAGCCCAGCCAGCGGGCUCUGGGGCUGAGCUGGGGGUGAGGUUCAUCGCUGUCCCCCCAAAGAAAAGGUCAUUAGAGAACUGGCUCCAAAUUAGAAGCAACUCAAUCAUUUUUCCAUCAUAAUGGGGAAAAAAUGAAGCACCCAUUUAUCAAGAAUACAAACUAGGACAGAAAAAUUCAUACAAUUUAAAACAAAAUCCCACAAAUACCAGUUCUAGAAUUAAUGAGAACAGAGGUGAGAAAAGAAAAAUAAACAAUUUUUAGCUUUAAAAAUAGCCUUUUCCUGUAGGGGCUCCUGGGUGGAGACAGAUUCUUUAUCUUUUCAAAUUUUCUAUUCUGAGCACUGAUUCCUUUUCAUUAAGCAGCAGAUUUUCUAAUUUAAGUUAUUGACACAUUUGAUAGGGAUUUUUUUUUUUUGGUGUGAUUUUAGAAUGAAUACACAUUUCCUGCAGAAAUGUCAGGAAAUCAAAGCCACCCUAACCCCCCCGUGGUUCGUGUCCCGGAGAAUGCCGGUCCAGAUCGUGUGCCCGCCUGGGUCGGGGGCUGAGUAAAUACGGGACCAGGGUGUACUCCCCCUUCUGUAACCUGCCUUUUCCCCGUGCGACAAUAUGUCAGUGACAUCUUUCUGUGGCAUUAAAUAUUCUGCAGCCUGUUGUGAUGCCUGCUGAA
Messenger RNA from Leptonychotes weddellii (Weddell seal), 4306 nucleotides. NCBI's taxonomy places the organism in Eukaryota, Metazoa, Chordata, Mammalia, Carnivora, Phocidae. The record is from RefSeq and is a predicted model, not a curated record.